AAGACAAAGAUCGUUGGCAAGAUAUAUUAGAUAGUUAUGAAGGAGAACCAUAUACAGGUAUUCAAAAAAUACUUCGAAAAAGUUAUGAUGCCUUGGAAAAUUCCAUGCAACAAUUUUUUCUAGAUAUCGCAUGUUUCUUCAAGGGUGAAGAUAAGGACUACGUUCUACAAAUAGUAAGCAAUUCAAAGAACAAGGUCUCCCUAGAUUGUAUUGAAGUACUCAUUGAGAAGGCAAUGAUAACUAUUGACUAUGGUGGGAUUCAGAUGCAUGAUUUACUAGAAAAACUGGGCAAGGAUAUAGUUCAUGAAGAAUCCCCCAAUGAUCCCGGCAAGCGUAGUAGAUUGUGGUUUUACGAGGAUGUUGAACAAGUUCUAAUGGAAAGUACAGGAACAAGAAAUAUUAAAGGCAUCAUGGUGAAGCUUCCAGACCCAGCGGAGAUAACCUUAAAUCCAGAAUGCUUCCGUAAUAUGAUGUCAGUUACAAUCUUUGCCACCCAAUUUUCAAGGAAAUCGUCUUGUUGUGUUCAAUAUGCCUCGCAGUUUGCAACAACACUUAGAUUGAAAUCUCUUGAAGUACUUGAUCUUGGUGAUUGCGAAAAGCUUGAGAGUUUCCCAGAAAUAGAAGUUGAGAUGGAAUCACUAUGGAGAUUGAAUAUGGAAGGAAGUGGCAUAAGAGAAUUGCAUCCAUCAAUUGCAUAUCUUACUGGGCUUCGAGAAUUGAAUCUUUAUGGAUGCUUCAAUCUUACAAGGUUUGCAACACUUAGAUUGAAAUCUCUUGAAGUACUUGAUCUUGGUGCUUGCGAAAAGCUUGAGAGUUUCCCAGAAAUAGAAGUUGAGAUGGAAUCACUAGACACUUUGAACAUAUCAGGAAGUGGCGUAAGAGAAUUGCCUUCGUCAAUUGCAUAUCUUACUGGGAUUUAUCACUUUAAAGCUAACUAUUGUGAGAACCUUACCUGUCAAAAAGUGAACUCUCAAGUUUCAUCCAGCAACUCCGAAUUACCACUGCUUCCCAACCUAUCAAAAAGUGAUUCCCUCCUGCCCCCUGAUUGCUGGUACACAUUAAGAGAACUUGAUCUAUCGGGAAACAAUUUUAUCAAUCUUCCGAGAUGCUUUAGCAAAUUUGUCAACUUGCUGAGUCUUGACUUGAGUUAUUGCAAGAGUCUUCUGGAAAUUCCAGAACAAGUGCUUCCACGAAGAGUAGAAUUCGUAUCACUGGAUAACUGCACAUCAUUGGUAAAAAUUCCAAUGGCUUGGGUAUUGCUGGAUAACUGCACAUCAUUGGAGAAAUUUCAAGAAAUCUCACUGGCGGAUUAUUUGCAACUGAGUUUGACCAAUUGCGUUAGACUACGCAGCUACGACAUCACAGAAAAUAUUUUUCUGAAUCAGGUUUCUGUUUCUUCUCCGCAUUCUGAUUUCAACAUUAUUCUUCCAGGCGAUGAAGUUCCAAAGUGGUUCAGCUGUUGUAAAGAUGCAACAAUAGUUAGAAAAUAUUUGAGUGGAACAAAGAGAUACGAUGCCGGAUGUGAAGUUAGUUUUGAAAUUCCUCCAAAUUUAAAAUGGGGGACGUUAAGAUUGGUUCUAUGUGCUGUUACUCCUGGAAUUGCCAAGAUUCUUCUCAAUGGAAAACUCGUAAAUGAGAGAGAUUUUGGAUUAUUGGAAAGUCAUGUGUACCUCACGUCUAUUCCAUUAUUGAAAAGGUACGCGUACGAGUUUGAAGAACCAUUGACGAAGCAGGGUGAUACGUGUCAAGUUAUACUUGACUUGUCUGGCAAAGUGCCAGCACCCGUUAAAAUUCCCUGCGGGGUCCACCUAUUAGGCCACCAGGUUGCUGAUGUCAGUGAGACUGAUGUUGUUGAUCAUGGGCCAACGCAGUUGUUGUUACCUGAUGCGAUGGCAGUGGACGAUGAUAUUUAUGAUGAUCAACACCAAGACUGUGAAUUGCUUUCCUUGUCUUUAGCAUCAAAGACUAGUCUUGGCAAGAGGCCUCGCCAAUCAGAUUACAUGGCACUUCACGAUGAUCAUCGUGCUAACGUCGUCGACAUUGGUGAUCAUGGAGCUCAAUGGCUUGCCUUGUUUACGGGACCAGCGGAUCACCAAAAGAGGAGUCAAAGCAAUGAAGCUCCAAAGUGGUUUAUGUGAGCCCCAGGUUCAGCUGUCGAAACGAACCCAAUUUCCAGCAAUGGU
Prunus avium (sweet cherry) is the source of this 2183-nucleotide messenger RNA. NCBI's taxonomy places the organism in Eukaryota, Viridiplantae, Streptophyta, Magnoliopsida, Rosales, Rosaceae. The record is from RefSeq and is a predicted model, not a curated record.